Molecule: messenger RNA, 3536 nt
Organism: Scatophagus argus
Lineage: Eukaryota; Metazoa; Chordata; Actinopteri; Scatophagidae
Product: butyrophilin-like protein 2
Exons: 10
Coding region: 488-1267 (259 amino acids)
Source: RefSeq, a predicted model, not a curated record
AGCUCUGCUGGAGGGUCCACAGAGACCUGAGAGCCGACAGGCCUGAAGACAUGUGAUCCGGAACAGUUUAAGAUUAGGACCUGAACCUGUCAGCCACAUCAGUAAACUGGAAACCAGUUUCAUAAAUUCACCCCGUCCACAUGCUCGGUUUCCUCCCGUCCCGGGCUGAGUUUUAUUACGGGCCACAGACCAAACACCGUGAUGAUAAGAUAACUGGUUUUUAAUUGCCAUGAGUACACAACAACCUGAGGCGUAUGUAUUAACUAUCGUUUCAAAAUGCAUUUCUGCUGCAGUAAAAUCAUGAGAUGUAGAAAGUGUCUCGCGUUGGCCCGACGUUUGUGAAUUAACAGUGAAGAUAAAGUGCGGAGCUGACGCUUUUAUUGUGAAAGGCUCGCGCCGGAUGUGCUGCUGUGGCUGCGGCUCGCUCGGCUCCACAGAGUCAUAGCUGUGCCGUGCGGGCUCACGUCCUCAGGUGACACCGACAGCGAUGGCGCGUUUGAGUCUCUUCGUGCUGCUGUGGACUGGAAUGACGUCUGCAGGUGGAGCAGGUGGAGCAGAGCGAGUCGUCGUACCUGAAGGCGAUGAGGCUCUUCUACCCUGUUCCCUCAGCACCAAGGAGGACCUGACACAAAAGCUCUUUGACUGGAAGAAAGAUGGUCAGAAGGAGGUGUUCCUGUAUGAAGCAGGCAUUCAUUACAAUAACGGCCGUCAAGGUCAAGAUGGGCAGUUCAAAGGUCGCGUCUCCUAUUUUGAUGGAGAACUGAAGAACGGCAACGCCUCCAUAACCAUCAGAAAUACGAAGGUGGCUGACAGUGGAAACUACACCUGUGUUUUUCCACGUCAUCAGCCACGUCAAACGUUCUCCAUUGAGCUUGUUGUUGAUGGUGUGUUAAGAGACAGAUCCGGUGAAAUCUCAGGUGCUGCAAAGCCGUCUGUCACCAUCCGUAAAACGAAGGAUGGGUCACUGCUGCUGUGUGAAGUUCCCAAUGCUCAUCCAGAGCCAACAGUAAAGUGGCAGGACAGCAAUGGAAACAAACUUCCUGAUAAAGAACGAGAGGUCACAAAGAGUGGAGACCAUUUCAGUGUUAUCCUCCAAGCUGCUGUGACCAAAACCGACGACUAUCGCUGUGUUGUCACACAGAAUGGAAUCAGCCAUCAGACUGAGGCUGACAUUUAUGCUGUUUUCAACGGUGCAGCUCCAGAGCCAGGGGCCUCCACUGGAGGGAUUGUUGCAGGUGUUGCUCUUCUUUUCUUGUUGUUCUUCUAGUUUUCCGUCCAGUGCGGCUUUCUAGAAAACACAAUAAUGACAUGAAGUCCACCAUCAAAGAAAGAAGAAGAAGAAGAAAUGAACCAUCACUCCUAAUGUGAACAUAACAGUCGUGGAUGGAAAUGCACAUGAUUUCAUGUUUUCUUUUGUUGGUUUUCUGUAAAUCUGUUGAAGUCGUCACUGUGUUUAGGAGGAAACUUGAGUUCCACUUCAGGAUUUUCACUCCUGUCUGUUGGUUCGUCUGUUCUGAACAACAAAACCACACUCUGACUUUCAGACGAGGUCUGAUGAGACAUCGUUUGAACCUGUGAGUUUCUGAUGUGUCCCAGCGUUUAAAAAGCAGCCAAACUGAGAAGAAGUUUGACUGAAGAGUCCAAACACAAACGUGAACCAGGAUUUGUUUGUUUUACUUGCUUUGGGUCGCGUCCAACAGUCUUGUCCCGACAUCAGGACAUUGAAACUGAUGUUCUUUGCAGAAGAGUCUGAUGUUCAUGUGAACUUUGUGUCUGCUGACGAGGUUGGUUUUGUCACAGCAGGUUUUGAGUUGGUUUCAUUUCAUCAGCAGACAGAACAGAUUGAGUUUAAUGAGCAGUUCGUGUUGGAUUCUGAUGUGUGAUUUUAUUCUGCUUUUAAUGUCUCUGAGGACAUUCAGUGACGACUUCUCUUGUUCCUUCAUUUUAUCUUCUGCGUCUCGUUUUUACUGUCAUCAGCAAAGAUUUCUUUAAUUCCAGGCAGCAAAGACAAAAGAUAAAUUGUGGGAUGAAAGUAAAAGUAACACACAGCUGAGUUAAAGAGUUAAAAAGCAACCUGGUUAAGUUUUAUCAAAAUGCUGAAAGCAACGAUUAGUCAGCUGAAAGACUGAUUUUGAUAAUCGAUCGAUCGUUUUUGUGUCAAACGUUUUCUGGCUUCGGCUUCUUGAAUGUCACGAUUUGCUGCUUUUGUUUGUCUUCUGAAAGUAACUGAGGAGUCUUUGGGUUUUGGACAAAAGAAGCAACUUGAAGACGUCGCUUUCGUGAAAAUAAUCAGCAGAUUGAUCAAUAAUGGAAGGUUUCAGUCCUGUGUAAAACAUCAGUAAUUUCUCUAAGUGCUUCAGGAUUAAGGGACAAAAACAUGACAGACAAAAUCUCAAACUGCAGCACCGACAGGCAGCCAGUGAAGACGGGAAGAAACCGUUUUCUCCUCAGCUUGUUUAAAGUCCACGGCAGCAUUUCUGCUGAUCUGGAAACAGACUUUUGUGAGAUGAAAUCUCUUCAUGUUCCCUCAGGGUCUGUGGUUGUUGUGGUUGAUCCUCAGCUGAGGGAAACCAGACUGCACCAACGUGGUCAUUUUUCAAAUGAAAAGUUCAAAUUCCAAAAUCUCAGGGUCGGUGGUUGGAUCCCCGGCUCCUCGUGUCCACAUGCUGAGAACCAAAACGUUCCCGGUGGUCAAAGCAGCAGCCUGAAAGACAGGCAGAAGUGCUGUGGACAAACGGUCCAUUUCCCAAACAUCAACGCACUGCUGUCCCUGCUCAGAGUCCUCACUGAGACACACGAGACGUUACUGAACUGAAAUACAGUCCGACUUUGUUUUUACUUUUCUGUUUGUGUUGUUGCUUCUUUUUAUUUGCUAUGAUGCUGAUUCAGAGUCUGUCAGGUGCAGUUACACACUCAGCGGCCACUUUAUUAGGUACAGCUGGUUCAGAACUGUGGCAGCAUGGUGGUGCAGUGGUUAGCACUGUCGCCUCAUAGCAAGAGGGUUCCAGGUUCGAAUCCCGGUCUGGGCCCUUCUAUGUGGAGUUUGCAUGUUCUCCCUGUGCCUGCGUGGGUUUUCUCCGGGUUCUCCGGCUUCCUCCCACAAUACCAAAAACAUGCACAUUAGGUUCAUUGGCUACUCCAAUUAACCUUGUGUGAUUGACUGGCGACCAGUCCAGGGUGAACCCCGCCUCUCACCUGUAGUCAGCUGGGACUGACUACAGGUGACCCUGACGGAUAAGCGGUAUAGAAAAUGGCUGGAUGGAUCAGAACUGAAUAUUAAAUCCUUCCUGUUGGAUUAGACCAGUGCUUCUCAAUUAUUUUCUGUUACGCCCCCCUCCUAGCAAGAAGAAAACAAUUCGUGCCCCACCACCCACUCUCCGCCGCGACUAUAAAUAAUAGUAAUAAUAAUAUUAUUACAUAUUAUUAAUCCAGAAGGACUGGAUUAGACAGUGUUAAUGUCCCUAAUAAACUGGACACUGAGUCAUAUCUGAGCUUUAGCUGUAUGAAAGUUUGAAUAAAACCUGAAAAAAGUCAAA